GUUCUAGCGGACAUUUAUGACGUCCGGUUCUGGAGGAAAUCGUGAAAUCGCACCAGAGUGAUUCGGAAAUCUUCUCUUCGGCGCCGUGCGUUCUCAAUUACUGGCCCAUGCGACCAUGCGCUGCUCUAUAGCUGCGCAAAUAAACGCCUACGAGAAUGGCCAGUUGGCGGCAAUUUCGUCGGUCGGCGAAUACCUGUCUGCGAAUGUACGGCGCUCCGUCGAAGUCCGCCGCGAUACAACUAACGAGGAUCCGUUUAGCGUGCGCAAGAGUGUAAAGCAAUAGGGGUCGCAGGCGAGCGCAACAGAGCGAUUACGUAAGAUUAGGCUCGCGAGUAAAACGCGAUUCGCUAUAAGAAUGAACCAAUGGACGCAGAAGCAUCAAGUUGUAUUAGCGAACUUUCUCGGUCUACUACAACCGGAUCGCCAUCCGAGCGAGGACGACCGUCUAUCUAGCCCGAACGGUUUCACGCGCGCACUCACGUCGCAUUCGUGUCACGCUCGGGCCCGCCGCCGACCGUUUCUCCGUUUUACAACGCGCGGUGAACACUUAGACAACAAUACAUCUCGAGCACGAUGGAGCAGACGGGCGGAAUCGACGAGGUGACGGACAGAAUAAUGGAGACUUUCGCCGGACGCAAGAUUAUGGUGACAGGCGGCACGGGAUUUUUAGGGAAAGUCAUGAUCGAGAAACUGCUACGAUCUCUGCCCAACAUAGCACACAUCUACAUGCUCGUGAGACCGAAGAAGGGCAAGGACACUAAGCAGCGUGUGGAGGAGAUAUUCGAUUCGCCGCUGUUCGAGAGAGUCAAAGCUGAGAGAGGAAUAGCGACGCUUCGGGAGAUGGUUACGGUCGUCAACGGAGAUGUACUGAUGCCAGGACUCGGUAUAUCCCCGGAGGACAAAAAAAUGCUCUGCGAGAAUGUCAACAUCGUGUAUCACGCAGCAGCUACGGUCAGAUUCGACGAGAUGUUGAAGACUGCCGUGCUCAUGAACACACGCGGCACGAAAAUGAUGGUAGAGCUGGCUAAAGAGAUGAAGAAUUUAGCUCUGUUCGUCUAUAUCAGCACGGCCUAUUGCCAUCUCGAGGAAAAAAUCCUGCGCCAAAGAACGUAUCCUCCGCCCGCCAAUCCGGAUAGCGUGAUCAAGUGCGUGGAAUGGGUGGACGAGGAAGUGAUCGAGGCGAUGACGGAUAAGAUCCUAGGAUCGUGUCCCAACACGUACGCUUUCACGAAAGCAUUGGCCGAAAAUAUCAUCGAGGAUUCCUUCCCGCAUAUCCCGUCGAUAAUCUUGAGGCCCAGCAUAAUUAUUCCCAUAUGGAAGGAACCGCUCCCUGGCUGGACUGACAACAUCAACGGACCGACUGGUCUGUUAAUUGGCGCUGGAAAAGGUGUAAUCAGAACGAUGUAUUGCGACGAUAAAAGAUACGCCGAUUAUCUGCCGGUCGACGUCGCUGUUAACGCUAUUCUCAUCGCGUCGUGGAACUUUCUUUACUUCAAGGAUUACGAGAAACGUGUUUACAAUCUGACGAGCAGCAGCGAAUUCCAGAUCUCCUGGGGAGAAAUAAUAGAUCGAGGUCGUAGGAUCACCCAGCGAGUACCUCUGAACGGAAUCGUGUGGUAUCCGGGUGGCAGUAUGAAGAAAUCGCGGCUCAUGCACAAUAUUUGUAUGGUGCUGUUUCACAUGAUACCGGCCUAUAUAAUCGACGCUCUUAUUUUCCUAGCCGGCUAUAAGCCCAUCAUGUGUCGUGUGCAGCGUCGUAUAAAUAAAGGAUUCGAAGUCUUCGAGUACUACGCCAAUAAUCAAUGGGACUUUGAAAAUUCGUACAUAAUCGAUAUAAGAGAAAAGUUGAACAGUCUGGAAUUUAAGAAGUAUCAAUUGCACGGCAACGACAUGGAUAUAGACGCGUAUUUCGAAACUUGCAUUCGAGCCGCCAGAGUCUACAUUCUAAACGAGCCUCCGGAGACUCUGCCGGCCGCUCGUCGACAUCUGAGAAUCAUGUACUGGGUGGACGUAAUCGUGAAAACAUUAUUUUUCCUGUUUCUGUUUUACACCCUGGUAAAUUCUAAUGAUUUUACUAGGACGAUAGUUGUCGACAGUGCGACAUACAUCGCAAAAGCGUUAAAGUAACUCCUUUCACCUCUCUUUACAAUCUUUCCUUUCUCCCGCGAUAUAAUUUCUAACACAUCGUCGAACCACGAUUUCGUCUUUCCUAUUGAUCGCAAGGAUCGUAUCUAAAUAAAUUAAAUUAUCAGUGAUUUAUUACUUAAUAUCUAAAAGUCACGCCAGUGAGUCUCUUUGAAUAAUCCUAUGUCUAAUAAGAAUAUAAGAAUAAAACAUGAAUAAAAAUGUUAUUCACAUGA
Messenger RNA from Harpegnathos saltator (Jerdon's jumping ant), 2360 nucleotides. RefSeq names its product putative fatty acyl-CoA reductase CG5065. Gene Ontology annotation, biological process: long-chain fatty-acyl-CoA metabolic process. NCBI's taxonomy places the organism in Eukaryota, Metazoa, Arthropoda, Insecta, Hymenoptera, Formicidae. Gene Ontology annotation, molecular function: alcohol-forming very long-chain fatty acyl-CoA reductase (NADP+) activity. Gene Ontology annotation, cellular component: peroxisome. The coding region runs from base 574 to 2127 and encodes 517 amino acids. The record is from RefSeq and is a predicted model, not a curated record. The transcript is spliced from 9 exons.